Girardinichthys multiradiatus is the source of this 3627-nucleotide messenger RNA. RefSeq names its product arginyl aminopeptidase like 1 (gene rnpepl1). The transcript is spliced from 11 exons. Gene Ontology annotation, biological process: proteolysis. The coding region runs from base 839 to 2983 and encodes 714 amino acids. Lineage: Eukaryota; Metazoa; Chordata; Actinopteri; Cyprinodontiformes; Goodeidae. The record is from RefSeq and is a predicted model, not a curated record. Gene Ontology annotation, molecular function: zinc ion binding; metalloaminopeptidase activity.
AGAAACUUUCUGGUACUUCCUGUUUGUCGUCCUCGGUCCUCCGGUUUCCGUCGGUCUUUGUUCCCCGGGGACACUCUGUCCUCUGGCUUCGGUCCACCGGAACCUUCCUGGCUCUGUGAGCCCGACUGGGAGCGGAGGAGCCGGUGCUGAUGCGGUUCCGUCCUGAUGGAUUUUACUUAACGGUCCGGAACUCUGUCGGUGGGGCCGAGGCUCGCUGUGCGGGAACCGGGUCAAGGGAACGGAACUCUGUAACCCAGUUCGGUUCGAUCACUUUAACCUGAGGCUGGACUCAAAGCGGUUCGACUCCGUUCUGCUGAGUUACUUCAGGUUUUACCCCGAGGUCGGACCACAGUCGGACCUGUUCACUGAGUUUUAAUGUCGUCCGGACUGGAGAACUGGAUUUAAAUUCGAUCCAGUUUCUUGAACUGCAUUAGGACCAAAGUUUAACUGGAAAAAGUUCUGUGGGAGUUGAAUCCGACUGGUUAUUAGUACUGUAGGCUGACUGUGUCCCUGUGCGGUUCGGUUUGUAAAACCAGAUUAAAAGUCGACCGGUCUGCUAGGGCUGGGUUCCAGUUAAAAGUCUUUAAAAUGGGUUUAGUCUAGACUGGGUUUACUGGUAACCAGUAGUCCAGGUCUUAGAUGUCCCACUUCCUGGUCCUAAACUGGUCCUAAAAUCGUCUGGUCUUGGUUCUGUCCAGAUCUAAAAUUCUAAAAAAAAAAAAAAAGGUUAAGUCAAGAUCAUAAUUGGGUUUAGUCCAUGUCUUAGGUGGCUUCACUCCCGGUCUCAGCGGGAUUCGGUCCAGGUCUAAAUUGGGUUCAGUUCAGUUUUUUCCUCAACAUGGCAGAACUCACCCAGACCUCCCCCUCGCUAUGCUGCUGCCGUAAAUCCCUGCCGGUCUCUGGGGGUCGGUGCGUUGGGGACUCCACCCUGCCAUCAGCUGGUCCAUGGCCUGGUGCUCCACCCUGCCCCUUGGUGGACGUGGCUUCGGCAUCAAACUUCAGGUGUUUCCAGCUGCGUCACUUUCACCUGGAUCUGCAGUUGAACUUUGCAGCAAAGGAGAUGACCGGCUGGCUGGUUCUGGACCUGGUUCCGGUCGAGCCGGGGAUCAGCACCCUCAUCCUGGACUCCCACCCCUCCCUGUUAAUCCACUCCAUAGACUGUAAGAUUCCAGGGGACGAGCCAGAGGAGCCGGCCUCCCUCACAUACCGGGUGGAUCCGUUUACAGACUAUGGAUCCUCGCUCAUCAUCAGCCUACCAGCUGGAACGGUGAAACCCAGCAGACUGAUCCAGAUCACAGUCCGCUACACGACCACGGACGGCCCGGCGAUCUGGUGGCUGGACUCUGAGCUGACCUGCGGUCAAUCUUGUCCUCUAGUCUUCACUCAGGGACACUCGGUGUGUAACCGCUCCUUCUUCCCGUGCUUUGACACUCCGGCUGUGAAGAGCACCUACACGGCCGCCGUCCGGGUUCCAGAUGGUGUGACGGUUCUGAUGAGUGCAUCCCGGAGUUCUUACUCCAAACUGGAUCGUGUCUUCCAGUUUUCCAUGGAGUUCCCGGUCCCAUCCUACCUUGUGGCGCUGGUGGCCGGAGAGCUGCAGCAUGUCGACAUUGGCCCGAGGAGUCGUGUGUGGGCGGAGCCAUGUCUACUGUCCUGUGCUGUGAAGAAGCUAGGGGGCAGCGUGGAGCGUUGGUUGGGGGUGGCUGAGGACCUGUUUGGAGAGUAUCUGUGGGGCAGGUGUGACAUCGUUUUCCUUCCCCCUUCCUUCCCCAUCGUUGCCAUGGAGAACCCCUGCCUCACCUUUAUCAUCGCAUCUAUUCUGGAAAGCAGCGAGUUCCUGCUGAUCGACGUCAUCCAUGAGAUUGCGCAUGGCUGGUUUGGAAACGCUGUCACCAACGCCACCUGGGAGGAGAUGUGGCUGAGUGAAGGCCUGGCAACAUACGCGCAGCGGAGGAUCACCACAGAGGCUUAUGGUGAGGCCUUCACCUGCCUGGAAACUGUUGUUCGAUUGGACGCUCUGCACAGACAGCUGCGUCUCCUUGGAGACAGCAACCCUGUGAGCAAGCUGCAGGUCAAGUUUGAGCCAGGUGUGAACCCGAGCACACUGAUGAACCUGUUCACCUAUGAGAAAGGCUUCUGCUUCGUGUCUUACCUGUCCGAGCUCAGUGGGGACGUCAGACGCUUUGACAGCUUCCUUAAGGACUACAUCUCAGAGUUUAAGUUUCAGAGCGUGGUGGCUCAGGACCUCAUUGCCUACUUCCUGCGGUACUUCCCGGAACUGCAGGACGCUGCCGUCCCUCAGAGGGAAGGUCUGGAGUUUGAGCGCUGGUUAAGUGGCUGCGGGCCUCCACCCUUUGAGCCAGACCUGUCAGCAGGGGGCGCUCUGAUAGGGCCGGUCCAGGAAUUGUGUGACUUGUGGCGGAGUGCCAACCCACCUGACCAGCAGGCGCUCGCCACCUUUGACCUGUCUGUCUGGAGCACCUUCCAGGUGGUUCUGUUCCUGGACCGGAUGUUGGACCACUCUCCGCUGCCACAUGAGGUCAUAGCGAGUCUCUCUGCUAGCUACUCGUCGCUGUUCGACAGCCUGAACGCUGAGAUUCAGAUCCGCUGGCUGCAGAUGGUGGUGAGGAACACGUUCUACCCCGACCUGCCGCGGGUCCGAGCCUUCCUGCACAAACACACCUCCAGGAUGUACACUGUGCCACUCUACGAGGACCUGGUUGCUGGGGUGAUGAAGUGCGUUGCCGUGGAGAUCUUCUACCAGACACAGCGUCGCCUGCAUCCCAACCUGAGAAGGACACUGCAGCUGAUCCUGUUCCCGAGCAGCUCGGCUCCGACCAAUCAGAACAGUCCUAUACCACCCAUUGUGGCUGGCUCCUCCCCAUCCGGUUCGCCACUUCAAGCUCCAGCUACCACGGCAACCGCCUCUGCUGCUGGAACGACCGCUGCCAUGGCGCUGAGAGACGUCAACGUGUCUGCAUGACAACCAUGAAGGCCUCUGAGGCCCUUAAUGGUUUAAAAUCAGAACAGUUUAUAGUCUGUUUUCCUCCUUCUUCAUCAUCAUGUUCGCAAACAGCAGAACUUACUAGAAUUGAAUGUGAAUGUUCUGAAGGUUCUGCCUGAGUGCUGAGUGCUGAGCCGCAAGGUUGUAAGAACAUAAGCAGCUCACAAAUGGAUGAGAAAAAUUUAGUGUGAAAAUUUUCCCUUUGCCUCGUCCUCAAUGUCUGAACCUUGACCUGUUUCUGAUCCAGAAUCAGAACUGAACCUCAGGUCCAGAUCUGAACACCAGCAUCACCUGAAGACCAGAGCAGCCUUAUUGCUUCACUGUGAAACACUCCGACUGAUUUAAAUUCACCAUCUGAAGGAGGGAAAGUCGGGAUCUUUUAACUGAUCCGGUCAGAUCCUCAGGAAUCUGCAGACAGGCGUUAAACUUCUGAUCAGAUCCAGAUCCCUGAAUGCACCGUCAAAAUCUUUCUAAUUGAAAUGGCUGAGAGCCAAGCAAACUAAAUCAAAUCUGAUCACAAGACCAAUAAUCUAUGAUUAUGAACCGACUUCCCUCUGCAGUUUCAUUGUUUUAUUUAUUCUGUUUUCCUCACAAACAAUCUAUAAAUAAAAAAAUCAUCUUUA